GAUUACAACCAACAAUAUUGUAAAUGAAGAUCUGAUUGAUAUUUUAAAAAAUAAUUACACAGUGUAUUUUUCUGAGAAGGAUCGAUCAAAAUUGGAGAUGCUUCGCGUAAUAUACAAAUGCAUAAUGAAAAGAUAAGCAUUAGCAUAAUUGUUAGUUUUCCUGCAGUUUAAACUUUGUUCUGAAAUGGAUAGCUCCUAUGGACAGGCUUCAAUUGAAAGCCUGAAACAGAAAGCAUCUGAAGCAGAGAAAAGGGGAAACCAUAAAGAGGCUCUUAAUAUUUACUCAGAUGCAUUAAGAGUUGCGACUCGAAGUAAACUUAACAACAUUGAAAUUGCAAACCUGCAUUGCUGGAGAUCUAAAGCAUAUCAUAAUCUUGGAAAGUACACGAAAAGCAUAGAGGAAGCAACUGAAUGUAUAAAACAAUGUCCAAAAUGGGCAAUGGGAUAUUACAGAGAAGGAAUGGCCCAAAAGAUGUUGAAGAAAUUUGUAAAUGCUUUACAGUGUUUCAUAAAAAGCAUAGAAGUCUCACAACAAACAGAUAAAAAAACAUCUUACCAAGCUUAUUUCUAUGCAGAAAUAAUUAGCAUAGUGUGUAAAAUAGAAGAUUUAGAGGAGUCAAUUGAUGUAGAUAAAAUGGUGCAAAAACCAGAAUCUGAUAAAUUAAAAGAAGCCAUACUACAGCAAUUAUCAACUACGCAAAAUUGGAAUGGUGUCAGUUAUGUUAUCAUAGGAAAUAUAACAGGAACUGACUUUGAACUUGCAGGUCUUUUCUCAAAAUGUUGUUGUCGUAAAAUUAAUGUGUGUGAUUUACUGAAAAAUACAUCGACAAAGCAAAAGAAAGAUUGGGGGUUGAAAUUGGCGAUAGAACUUUUGAAAAAUGGAGCUUUACUUGACAAUUUUGAAAGUGAAAUGCAACAAAACCGUAUUCAUUACGGAAUCCAGAUAUCUCUCGAAACAGUUAAAGUGGAUUUUUUGAAAUACCUGUUGUCAACUAGUUCAAGCUCACAGAGAAACAGUGUUGACAUAAAAGGGGACACAGGAUUGCAUUUUAUAGUGAAAAGCAAGGAUAUCCUGUCCACUACUCUCGGCGAUACUCUCCUCAGAUUGCUCGUCAACCAUGAAUGUGAAGUCAAUAUAAAAGACAGAUCUGGGAAAAUUUCAAUUGAAUAUGUGAAGAACACUGAUACAGCUUAUUCUGUUCUUCUGCCGAAGAGUGACAAGACAGUUAUAUUUCCUGAGAAGUUGAAAACUACAGAAAGUAAAAAUAUCGAUGAAAGUGCACCUGUUCCAUCAUCAACGGUAGGGAAGGAAGUAAUUUUCAACACGUGUAGAAAAUGCAGAGCUUUGUUUGUAAAAUGUAAAUCUACAAUCAUAAGAGAUACUGCGAAUACUUUUACAGAGUUGAUCAAAUUGUGCAAAAUCGAAAAUCACAAUUCAGAAAAACAUACGGAAAUUGUCGACAAGUGUAUCACAUUGAUAUCUGAUUCAAUUGAACAAACAGAUAGCUGUAGUCUUGAAAUUCUUAGAGCACUAUGUAGCUUACCUAACAAACUGUACAGACGAAUCAUUGAGGAUCUGGUGAAGCAGAGAAAAUGGUUACAACUGAACAGGAUUGUGAAUGAACAUUGGAAGGAAUCUAACGAGUACUGUUUCGCAGAUUUUGCCAAAAAUAUUGCCGUUGAUUCAGUUAUUACACAUCUGACAAAGAAAGAUGUUCCACAAGAAAUCAUUUUUGAGAUUGUCUCAAUGUUGAUUCAUAAUGGUUGCAUCUUACAUAAUGAUGGUAAAUCGUGUAUUAUAAAUGCUGUUCGAAGGAAACAUUAUCUUUUGCUAGAGAAGUUUAUUUGUGAACAAGAUGCGGAUCCUCGUCAUUUAAGUCUCUUGGUCGGUGAUACUCCUAUCCAUGCAGCUUUAGAAGUUGAUAUGAACUUAGAUAAAGGCACCCUAACGAUAUUUAAUAAGUGCUUAGAAUUAUUCGAAAAGGAACCUAAUGUAUAUGCAAAGUUAAACCCUCACCAACAUGAUGGAAAAGGAAACACUCUUUUUCACCUGGUAGCUCGACACAAGUUCAAUAAAACAUCAUUAAAGGCAACGGAAGUACUUGCUCAAAUGCAUGUUGAAUGCAAAGUACUAAAUUCUGAAGAUAAAUAUCCUCCAGAUUAUUUAAAAAUUACUGAUUCCCGAUUAAAGCUCAUCCAGCAUGCAACGUAUGUUGAAAAAGAGACUAAAGACAAAUCAAAAUCUGCGGAAUGUUCCUCAGAAAAGGAUAUCACAGUUGAUGCCAGAGAACAUCUAACAACCAAAGUCGAACAAAAUUCUGAACUGCAGUUCACUGAAAAUAAAAAAGAAGAAACAAGAGGAAAUAUUGAAAAUUCAAAUGUAAAUGCAACUAUGAAAGAUAAAAUCACAAAGUUUAUAGAUGAUUUGGAAGACCAAUCCGUUGACACUCCAUUUAGCAAAGAUACACUAGAAAAAAAAGAACCACAUGCUGAAAUUGUGCAGCAAGGGGAAGAUAUUGAAGCGCAAAAUGGACAAGGUCCUCCUGAUGUUAUAGACGCUACGAAAAAUGUUGAACUCGAAAACUUAUUGAAGUCAAUAGAUGACAAGCCAUGGGAAUUAGAAUGCACUUUUGAUUUGCGAAAAGCAAUGCAACGUAGCGAUAUUUCUACAGAUUUAAGGUGCACUAUUGCAGAAAGAAUAUUACAGUUGGCCUCAGGGGAAUAUACAAAGGAUGUAAAGAAAAGGCUAAAAACAAAUUCAGAAAAAGUAAAAUUAUAUGAGGCUAAGAUUUCAAAAGGCAGUAGGAUGAUUUGGGAAGAGGCAAUUUCAUUUUCCCAGCGUCUUUCAUCUUUGCCUGAAAACAGAUCAUUUUCAAUAUACGCACAGAUUAUACGGAUCUGGGAUAUUGUACUAGAUCAUAAAAAGAUUCAUCGAUCUGUGGAGAAAACAAUUGAGAGAAUUGAAAAUGCUCAUACCAAAGGAAAAUAUUGCCUUAUUCAGAAAAAGCUUAAACCAUACGGAAAACAUGGAAUUCUGGAAAAGAAUACUGAGUAUAAAUAUCCUAAACUAUAUGUUCCAUACAAAGAUGAUGAAGAUAUGCCCCCUGAUGAUAUAACAGUAUUGUAUCCACUUGCUAAUUCAAAGCCAAACGAAUAUAACACAGAAAAGUUUUAUGCCGUUUCGUCAACCCUAGCAGCAAACAUUCUGAAUUCUAUUUCAUUCAAUACCGAUUACCCGUUUCAGGUAACAGAAUUAGAAUACCAAAUGAUAAGUCUGCCUCAGUCUGCACCAAUUAUAUUGAUAGGUAGAAGUGGAACCGGGAAGACAACAUGCUGUCUGUACAGGCUGUGGAACACCUUUAAACAGUAUUGGUUGCAAACAAGUCUUUACAUUGAGCCACUUUUACCUGGUUUUAAAUGUAUAUCUGAUUACCCAAAUGCAUGCUCUUACAAGCUCACAAAAGAUGUCAAAAAUGUAGUUAAUGACGACAGCCCACAAGAUACUUGCCAAAGGGAACAGUUGGCUGAAAAUGUACAUCAUUUACACCAAAUAUUUGUAACAAAAAAUUCUUUCCUUUCUAAGGAAGUUCAUAGAACAUUCAAAGAAUUUCUAAAAGCCUAUAAAACUAAUGCAAAACACCUUCAAAUGACAAAUAAAGAGUUGCCAUAUCGGAUACAAGAUGUAAACGAUCACCAAUUUCCGCUUUUCAUCACAGCUCGUCAACUUUGGCUAAUGCUAGAUGCAACACUCGGUCCACCAUACUACUUUGAUAGGAAUAUUGAUGGAAGUCCAAAAUCUCAUAUGGAAGGAUGGACAAACGAUGACGACGAUGUUAUAGAUAUACUUCAUUCUUACGAAGACGGCAGCGACGAAAGUGGAAGUGAAGAUGAAAUUGAAUUACACGAAAUGGGUAGAAAAUUGAGAUUAAACAGAAAAGUGGACCCAAGAAGAGAAGUCACUUAUGAUGUUUUCGUUGAAAUAAUAUGGCCAAAAGUGAAAUUGAAUAGCAGCGAAAAGAAGUAUCAUCCGUCUCUCAUAUGGACAGAAAUUUUCUCAUUCCUUAAGGGUUCUUAUGAAGCAGUUUCAUCCGAAGAUGGAUUUUUAAAUGAGACAGAGUAUUCUAAAAUUGGUCGUAAACGUGCCCCUGCUUACAGUGAAGAAAGGGAAAAUAUAUAUCAAUUGUUUCAACUUUAUGAACGUUUUCGGAAAUCGAAAGGAUUUUUCGAUCAAACAGAUUUUAUUUUUAACUUACACAAAAGGUUUCAAAAUCAAAAGCACUUUCAUUGGAUUGUACAUCAGAUAUACAUUGACGAAACACAAGAUUUCACACAGGCAGAACUUUCUCUCUUGAUAAAGAUAUGCGGGCACCCCAGUGGUAUUUUUAUGACUGGUGAUACAGCUCAAAGUAUAAUGAAAGGUGUUUCUUUUAGAUUUGCCGAUUUAAUAAGCUUGUUUCGAGAUGUUGCUGACACAGAAAAGAAGAAACAGUCCAAGAUUUUGGAUAUUCCAAAGGAUGUUUACCAACUAACUCAUAAUUAUAGAUCACACACAGGAAUUGUAGCCUUGGCAUCUAGUAUUCUUGGUUUACUGACUGAAAUGUUUCCAGAGUCCUUUGACAAGCUUACGAAAGAACAAAGUCUAUUCCCUGGCCCAAAACCUGUUCUCAUAGAAUCUUGCAGAUUUCAGGAAUUAGCUGAAAUGAUUCAUCAACAUAAACGCAAAACAUCACAUAUUGAAUUUGGGGCCCAUCAAGCUAUCUUGGUUGUUGAUGAUGCAUCCAGGAAAAGUAUACCAGCAGAACUUUCUAAUGCUCUCGUUUUAACAAUAUAUGAAGCCAAAGGAUUAGAGUUUGACGAUGUUUUACUUUAUAAUGUAUUCAAACAUUCAAAGGCGUCCAAGGAUUGGAGAGUGGUCACAAGUUUUAUUAAAGAUGUACGAAAGUCUCAGUCAGUGGCAGUUGGUGGAAUUACAAGAUUAAGAGACGACAAUAUACGCACGAGACACUUGGAAUUUGAUCCACACCUGCAUAAAAUUCUCAAUUCGGAAUUAAAGCAGUUGUAUACAGCCGUUACACGAGCAAGGGUCAACGUUUGGAUAUUUGAUGAAGACGAAGACAUCAGACUACCGAUGUUUGAGUUUUUUAAUGCUUUAAAUCUGGUGCAAACAGUAUCAAACAUCUCAGAUAUUGAAUCCUUUGCAAAGCCGUCUUUAGAAGAAGACUGGAUAAAACGUGGAGAGGAAUUUAUGAGAAAUCAUUUAUACAGCUUUGCAACUGAUUGUUUCAAAAAAGGAGGAGAUGAAAAGAAAGAAAAACUUGCUGAUGCAUUCAUACAUUACGAGCAAGCAAGGCAAAAUCCAAAAGAAAUGAGAAAAAGCUUUUAUAAAUCAGCGGAGUUAUUCCUUGAGUUAGGGAAAUAUACCAAUGCAGGAAAGUGUCUGGAAAAUACAAAAGAUUUUCGACUAGCAGCACAGUUAUAUGAAAAACGUAACCAGCAUCGCAAAGCUGGCCAUAUGUACAAAAUUUUAAAAGAAACAGAGAAAAGUGCUAAAUGCUUCGAGCGCAUUGGAUACUAUAAUGAGGCAAUUGAAUGUUUCCUACAGCAAAACAUGUUUAAAGAAGCAAUGUUAGUGACUGAGAGGAACAAGUUGACAGAACAGGAAACAUAUGGUCCAAGAAGUAAUCAGUCAUUAAGAUCAAUAAGCGAAAGCUGGGCUGAAUUAUAUCACAGAAAGAAAGACCAAUCAGGAAUGAUGGUUAUUCUGAAGAAUCUUCCAAUUUCUGAACAAGUAGAAUUCUUAGAAAAACGCCAUACGGAGGCAAAUCAAUAUAUAUAUCAUGCCAAGAAUCUAUUUAUCAAAAAUGGUUUCAAGGCAAAAGCUGCAGAUUUGUGCCUACGCAAUGGACUCUUUACAGAUGCUUUCACGAUAUACAAGGAUAUAGGCGACAAAGAAAUGGCCGGUCGGUGUCUGAUUUAUGAAACUCGAGUCAAAAUGGAAUUAGGUCAGAUUUCUAAAUACUACUCAGAAGAUAAAUUACAUCAAGCAAUUAAAUUGUGUAGUACUAAUAAUGGCCUCCUAGGGGACGCAUAUUAUCUCCUUGGACUUCUUACUUCUAAAGAAAGAUACAUUCAAGAAGCUUUGCGUUUGUUUGAUACCUGUGAAGGGAAAGAGAUCGGUUUUCUUGAGAGUACAGAUUGGUUGAUGUGUUUUUCUAUCAGGAGUGAUAAGGAUAUCAUGAACAAACUAAUCAAAGGAAUGGUGCGUUUAUUUCAAGUGUUGACACUAUUAACGAGAAGUGCCAAUAAAAUAAACCAGCGCAUUUAUGCACAAUAUGGCGUAAAUGUUCAAACAGGGGGUGAAAAUGCAUUUUUUAACCCGAAACAAAAACCACUGAUCAUGAAGCUUCUUAGAAAAAAUCUCAUCCCAAAUAAAAACAAUCCACUGAAAGUAAAACUUCCGCUGCCAACAAUACGUUGUGAGAUCAUUUCAGAUAUACUAUCAAAAUGUACAGCAUGGUACAUCAAAAUAAAAGCAUAUCUUUAUGACGAACAAACAGCUUUACGAGUGUGCACAAGAUACAAAAAUGACCCGCUAAAAUGUUGUUGGUCGCAUUGCUGUAAGGGUCUACAUCGACCCAUGAAUAUAGUUGACUUUGGUAAACUUAUCAAAUCUGACAUAAUUCUAAUAGAGAUAGAAGACAUACUGGAUAGUGGCAUUAAAGAUCUAUCAAGUAUACUCAUGGGUAGAGAAAGAAAAGUGCUGGCUAAGCGCGAAUUACAACCAGACGUUUUCCUGCCGUGUAAAAGACUGUUGAAUGAUUUAGUUCAUUUAACUGCUUCUGUUGCUGAUUUCUAUAACGAAUCUAAUGCGUCUGCUAUUUGGUUUCUGAUUUCUGACAUAAAUGGUGUAAAAAGACAGUUACAAAAUUAUGUCACACAACAAUAUGUACAAUUACGCACAAACAAAGAGCAACAUAUGAGUUAUUUUUUGGAAGUCCUCACUUGCAUAAAAGUAUUUGGCAUCCAUGUUGAUGCUAAAAAAGACCUUUCAAAUUUUCUAGAUAUCGUUAAAACAGAAUUUGAUCAAGGAAAUGCUUCGCAAAAACAACUGAAAAAGUGUGGAUUUAUAUUUGAUACCAACACCGGAAAAUUCAUAUCAAGUCUAGCUCGACACUUUGUAGAUGCAUUUUAUGGACUUACCGAAACAAAAGACCCAUUCAAGGCGAUCAAAAUAUUUUCAAAUUAUCUGAUGAACACUACAACUGUUACACAUACAUGUUCACUUUCAGAACUUGGAUUGAAUUUGAUGUGGCUAAGAUUUUAUACUUUUAUUGGUUUCUGUCUGCUGUCAAAAUAUUCCCAUACAUCAUCGUUUUAUAUCCCAUCUUCAUUUCUAUCAAUUGUUCAAUUUAUCGAUAUGAGUGUAAAACCCUCAACAAAAUGUUCCACUGUGGAUCUUAUUGCUUUGUUUGGCGAUUUGUCGUUUGAUGUUGGUCACAAACUUGGUGAAAUAUUUAAAACAUUUAUACAGGUUACUACUGGAAUGCAAAGCAAAUCCAAUUUCCUCAAAACUAUAUUUAAUAAGCUUUAUGACAUCAGUUCUAGACAUCGAGACACAAAUUCUCUAGAUAGUGAACAGUCUAAUUCAGAAACUAAUAUCAUUUUAUUAGCAGAUGACAUCCUAACACUAUGCACGGUGUUUUUAGUCAACAUAAGAGGACUCUCCCUAUCUUACCUCGAAUCAGCUAUAGUUGAAAGGUUACUAACAAUUAAGUCAGAAAAUAAAUAUCCUGUUGGAAUGAAAACUUUCUUUAGAUCAUUCACCAGGACUAGUGACACUAAAUGCUUCGGGUUUUGCCUUCGGAACUUCCUGAAUCAAAAAGAAGAAAAACUCCUAAAAUGUACAUGGGAUGACAAGAAAAGGAUGUUAAAUGUUACUGAAAUCUUCUCAGAUUUGAUCGACACUUUCCAGAGUGAAAGUCAAAAAAGCAAAGCAUCGGCACACGUCACAUAUGCCGACACUGACCCAAUAACCGAACAAGCUGAUGAUAGUGACUUUUCAGAUGACGAAGAAUUAGGGAAUUGUAAAUAUAGUAAAGAAAAACAGUCAAGAUCAGCAAAGAUUAUAUGUUCAUUCUUGAAAAAUCUUGUAUUGCGAAGGAAACUGAAAGAAACCCAAAAUGAAAAGGAGAAACAUGUGAUGUGUAAUCUGUUACGUAACAUGACUAUAGUCGAUGACACACGGUGUGAUAUUUGUGGAAUAACUUUUCACAAUUCUAAGAAUGUUGAUGAGCUAAGUCGCCUUUUAGACACAGAUUUCCAUGUCUCUUUGCAAUCGUUACAACAUACGUUGCCCUCGGGUAAUAACAGCCAAAGUAGUAUAUCUAAAACCAACCUUUCCAAUCAUAUACAAAGCUCUCGCCAUAUAAUGAAGGAAGAGGAGUUCGAUACUUUUAAGAAUGAGUAUAAUAAACAUAUACAGCCAGUUGCAGCGAGAGCACACGCAUUAGUUACAAUUUACGACUUAGAGUCUUUAAACCUUUCUGAAUUUCGCGCAACAGAUAGUUCCCAAAUUAGACAAUUUGUCAAACUGUUUGAACGUUUGAAAGACGUAGUUGAAGACAUUGUAAAGGAAACAAGAUGGCAAUGGAAAGGAGGGAGUAGUUUGAUUGAAAUAGUUGUAGAACUUGAUUCCAUGGAAAACGCUGUAAGGGAAAUUGUCUUGCAUAAAAACAUGGAUACUGAACCGUCAGAGGAUUUUGAGGAACUCCAGUAUAGACCACUGAGCAGUAGAGCAAAGAAAACGAAAAGACAAAAGACCAGAUGGAACAAAUUAGAAUAAUAAGGGAUGAUGGUGUUCUCAUAAAGUUACAACAUUGUGCCAAAAACAGAUUUUUAUAUUAAAGUUCAUUGAUUAACGUUGUACAAUUACCAUGCAUAAUGUUUUUAAAUAUUCAAUUUAAAUGGUGGCAAUUUAAAUAAUUCAUCUUACAUCCAGA
Mytilus californianus (California mussel) is the source of this 8999-nucleotide messenger RNA. RefSeq names its product TPR and ankyrin repeat-containing protein 1-like. Lineage: Eukaryota; Metazoa; Mollusca; Bivalvia; Mytilida; Mytilidae. The record is from RefSeq and is a predicted model, not a curated record. Gene Ontology annotation, molecular function: Hsp90 protein binding; ATP binding. The coding region runs from base 185 to 8842 and encodes 2885 amino acids. The transcript has 22 exons.